This is a messenger RNA of Melanaphis sacchari, 471 nucleotides long. RefSeq names its product elongin-C-like. Gene Ontology annotation, molecular function: protein-macromolecule adaptor activity. The record is from RefSeq and is a predicted model, not a curated record. Bases 88 to 471 code for a protein of 127 amino acids. Gene Ontology annotation, biological process: ubiquitin-dependent protein catabolic process. The transcript has 3 exons. NCBI's taxonomy places the organism in Eukaryota, Metazoa, Arthropoda, Insecta, Hemiptera, Aphididae. Gene Ontology annotation, cellular component: elongin complex.
CGUCAUUAUUGUUGUAACGUGUCGGUUUUGUGUGCGAUAAACAGUCAUAAAUUAAAUAACAUUUUUAAGUUAAAAGAAAAACCAAAUAUGGCCGACUCUAAUGCAACACAAGGAAAUAAGAAUGACAGCGACUUGGAGGUGUUUGGUGAUUGCAACGGUCCGAAUUCCGAAUAUGUAAAACUAAUCUCGAGCGACGGUUUAACGUUCAUUGUGAAACGUGAAUACGCGUUGACAUCUGCUACUAUCAAAGCCAUGUUAGAAGGUCCAGGACAAUUUGCUGAAACCGAGUGCAAUGAAAUCAAUUUUAAGGAUAUUCCUUCACACAUCCUGCACCAAGUCUGCUUGUAUUUUGCCUACAAAUCUUCUAAAGAUAAAUCUAAAGACAGCGAUUUGUUUGAUGCAUCGCCAUUCGAAAUAAAUCCAAUUAUGGCUUUGGAUUUAAUGAUGGCAGCAAACUUUUUGGAUUGCUAA